AUGAACCCAGACACCAGAAACCCAUCAUGUCUUCUGUACGGAGCGUUAGACGCGCGAUUCGAAGACCGCCCGAUGCCCGUCCUUGACAACCCGCACGAUGUUAUUGUUCAGAUUGCAUAUACGGGUGUUUGUGGGAGUGAUGUCCACUUCUGGCUCCACGGCGGAAUCCGCACCUACGUCUCCGAAACCCAGCCCCUAACCAUGGGCCACGAAGCGUCGGGUACAAUCCACGCAGUAGGCUCAGGCGUGACCACUCUCGCCCCGGGAGACAGAGUCGCCAUCGAACCAGGCUACCCGUGUCGACGUUGUCCGCGCUGCAAAUCUGGUCGCUACAACCUCUGUCCCGAGAUGAAAUUUGCGGCCGAUCCGCCAUUCACCCAUGGUACUCUUACGCGGUAUUUCAAGCUCCCUGCGGACUUCUGCUACAAGAUCCCCGAUCAUAUCAGUCUGGCUGAUGCCGUGCUCAUGGAGCCGUUGGCGGUGGCUAUCCAUGCGGUGAGGCUGGCGGAUGUGAAGCUGGGGAAUAAGGUGGUUGUUUUCGGGGCGGGCACGGUGGGACUGUUCUGUGCGGCUGUGGCGAGGGAAUUUGGGGCUGCAGUGGUGGUUUCGGUGGAUGUGUUGGAGAAGAGACUGUGUUUUGCGAAGGAGUUUAUUGGGACUGUGGGACGGAGUGCUAUGCCGGAUUUGUCGAUUACUCCGGAGGAGAAUGCCCAGCGCUUGAUACGCAGUCAGGGCCUGGGUGAGGGCGCGGAUGUUGUUAUCGAUGCAUCUGGGGCUGAGGCUUCUGUGCAGACGGGUGUGUUUUCCUUGCGCAUGGGGGGGACAUAUGUGCAGGCUGGGAUGGGGAAGCGUAAGAUUGAGUUCCCCAUAUCGGAGAUGUGUGAGAGGGAGAUUGUAGCCAAGGGUUGCUUUCGAUAUGGCGCGGGGGACUUUGAUCUGGGGAUUCAUAUGGUCAGUUCGGGGAGGCUACAGCUGGCGGGAUUGGUAACUAGGAUCUUCCCGUUUGAGGCUGCUCCGGAGGCUUGGGAAACGGCGAAGCGUGGUGAGGGGACUAAGACGUUGAUUGAAGGGCCUAAAUUUUAG
Molecule: messenger RNA, 1083 nt
Organism: Aspergillus pseudonomiae
Lineage: Eukaryota; Fungi; Ascomycota; Eurotiomycetes; Eurotiales; Aspergillaceae
Product: NAD(P)-dependent alcohol dehydrogenase
Exons: 2
Coding region: 1-1083 (360 amino acids)
Biological process (GO): D-sorbitol catabolic process
Molecular function (GO): zinc ion binding; L-iditol 2-dehydrogenase (NAD+) activity
Source: RefSeq, a predicted model, not a curated record